This is a messenger RNA of Lycium ferocissimum, 711 nucleotides long. RefSeq names its product secreted RxLR effector protein 161-like. Bases 1 to 711 code for a protein of 236 amino acids. The record is from RefSeq and is a predicted model, not a curated record. The transcript is spliced from 2 exons. Lineage: Eukaryota; Viridiplantae; Streptophyta; Magnoliopsida; Solanales; Solanaceae.
AUGUGGUACAAUCGCCUUAGUGAGUACUUGAUUAAUGAAGGUUAUAUAAAUGAUGCCAUUUGUCCAUGCGUUUUUAUCAAGAAAACAAAAUCAGAGUUUGUUAUACUUGUUGUUUAUGUUGAUGACAUAAAUCUCAUUGGAACUCCAGAAGAGCUCCAAAAGACAGUCUUUAUCCAUCAAUCUGCCUAUAUUGAGAAAGUUUUAAAACAAUUUUACAUGGACAAUGCACAUCUAUUAAGUACUCCUAUGGUUGUUCGCUCACUUGAAGUGAAUAAAGAUCCAUUCCGACCUCAGGAAGAGAAUGAAGAACUACUUGGUCCUGAAGUACCAUAUCUUAGUGCCAUUGGUACACUUAUGUAUCUUGCUAACGCUACAAGACCUGAUAUAGCUUUUUCUGUUAAUUUGCUAGCAAGAUAUAGCUCUUCUCCUACAUGGAGACAUUGGAAUAGAAUUAAGCAUAUACUGCGAUAUCUAAAAGGUACUAUUGAUAUAGGUCUAUUUUAUGCUAACAAAGGUAGUACAGAUAUUGUUGGUUAUGCAGAUGCAGGUUAUUUAUCUGAUCCACAUAAAGCUCGAUCUCAAACAGGCUAUUUGCUUACAUGCGGAGGUACUGCUAUAUCAUGGCGAUCAACAAAGCAGUCUAUUGUUGCUACUUCUUCAAAUCAUGCUGCGAUAAAAGCUAUUCAUGAAGCAAGUAGAGAAUGUGUGUAG